AUGGGGUCCCUCGGCACACAAGAGCAGUACUUUGUUAAGGAUCAAUACAUCCACCAGCGACGCCGGAUUCGGAUCAUUGUUAUUGGUGCCGGCAUCUCGGGCAUCGCGUUCGCAUACAAAGUACGCGAGUUGGAAAAUGUCGAGUACCAGAUCUACGAGAAGAACGAGGACGUCGGCGGGACGUGGUUCGAGUCGCGGUAUCCCGGAUGCUCGUGCGAUAUCCCCGCACACUCGUAUACGUAUCCAUGGGCGGGGAAUCCAGAAUGGUCGCGAGUAUAUGCUGGCGCUGAGGAGAUCUGGAGAUUUUAUCGCGACAGAGCGGAGGAAUAUGGAGUGUACAGAACAACAAAGUUCCGCCACCAGGUAGUGGGCGCCACAUGGAAUGAGGCGCAGGGCAGAUGGACAGUGAAGAUUGAGGAUCUGGCCAGCGGCCAGGUCUUUGAGGACUCGGCGGAGGUGGUGAUCAACUGUGCCGGGGUGUUGAAUAAGUGGAAAUGGCCUGAUAUCCCGGGUCUGCACUCCUUCAACGGCACCCUCGUCCAUACAGCCCGGUAUCCGCAAGACCUGGAUUUGACAGAUAAGAGAGUCGCGGUCAUCGGCGCCGGGUCCUCUGCAAUCCAGGUGGUGCCUACGAUUCAGCCUGUGGUCAAGUCCCUCAUCAGCUUCAACCGCUCCCCUACCUGGAUUGCGCCCCAGUUCGCCGGCCAUCUCGCCUCUGCAGGCCGAGCAACAGCAUACACCGAAGAGGAAAAGGAGAAAUUUCGCAACGACCCCGACUACCUGCGGCAAUACCGCAAGCAGAUCGACCAGGCGCUCAAUUCGCGGUUCCCAAACUUCUACAAGGGCUCGCAGGAGCAGAAGGCGUCGAGGCAGAUAGUGGAAACGGCAAUGCGUGAGAGGCUCUCCAAGAUGGACCCUGAUCUCAGGGAGAAGCUUAUCCCAGACUUCGACGUGGGUUGUCGUCGAGUGACCCCUGGUGACGGCUACCUCGAAGCAUUGCAGGAGCCGAACGUGGAGGUUGUCCGAACUCGAAUCCAGGAAGUCACUCCUGAGGGGGUCGUCACAGCCGAUGGGAAACUGUAUGCUGCGGAUGUGAUCAUCGCAGCCACAGGCUAUGACACCUCCUACGUGCCUCCAUUCCCGCUCAUCGGACGCAAUGGGGUGGAUUUGGGAAAGAGAUGGGCUCAGACGGGUGCCGAGGCGUAUCUGACCUGCGCUGUUCCUGAUAUGCCAAACUAUUUCAUGUCAGUGGUGGUUGGUCCAAACACGCCCAUCUCCAACGGCUCGCUAAUGCCCGCAAUCGAAAACCAACUUCAAUUCGCCCUCACGUUUGCCAGGAAGAUCCAGAGCGAGGGGGUCAAAGCUGUUGUGGUCAGCCAGCAAGCGACGACUGAGUUCAACGAGCACAAGGACGCCGUCAUGAAACUGCUGACCUUCUCCGGUAGCUGCAACAGCUGGUACAAAGGUGGAACCUCAGACGGCAGGAUCGUUGGGCCAUGGUGUGGCUCGCUGAAUCAUUUCUUGGAGAGCAUCGCAGAGCCUCGACUACAGGACUUCGAGUUUACAUACGAGACCCAGAACCGUUUCGCUUAUCUGGGAAGGGGCUUGUCACUUCGCGAUGUCCAGAAGAAGGACCUGGCGUGGUAUAUUCGGUAG
This is a messenger RNA of Aspergillus nidulans FGSC A4, 1656 nucleotides long. Its product is annotated as flavin-containing monooxygenase. The transcript is spliced from 7 exons. The record is from RefSeq and is a predicted model, not a curated record. Gene Ontology annotation, molecular function: N,N-dimethylaniline monooxygenase activity; NADP binding; flavin adenine dinucleotide binding. The coding region runs from base 1 to 1656 and encodes 551 amino acids. Lineage: Eukaryota; Fungi; Ascomycota; Eurotiomycetes; Eurotiales; Aspergillaceae.